UUCCCAUAAUGCUGUGCGUCUUUCUCCCGAGGAAGUAAAAUGUAGAAUCAGGUGACUCGUACUGCGGUUGGGGUGCUGCGGAACAAACUCUUUCUUUGGACUCUGCCUUUGCUUUUGUUUCUGUAUUUACGUCCCCUCGAAGCUUAUUGUUGAAUUAAUUCAUUAUGUUGCGACCGAAAGCGUUGACUCAAGUUCUGAGUCAGGCAAAUACGAGCGGAGUCCAGAGCACACUCUUGCUGAACAAUGAAGGCUCCUUGCUCGCCUACUCGGGCUAUGGUGACACAGACGCCCGUGUCACUGCUGCCAUCGCUAGCAACAUUUGGGCGGCAUACGACAAAAAUGGGCACCUAGCCUUCAAUGAAGACAAGCUCAAGUUCAUUCUUAUGGACUGCAUGGAGGGGAGGGUGGCCAUUACACGGGUUGCAAACCUGUUGCUGUGUAUGUAUGCCAAGGAGACUGUGGGCUUUGGAAUGCUGAAAGCCAAGGCUGAAGCUCUUGUGCAGUACUUGGAAGAGCCUUUGACCCAAGUGGCUGCAUCAUAGAUGAAGUUUUUCAGCAACUCUUCUGUUGGAUUUAUAGUCUGAAGACUCAUAAGGAGUGUCAAAUGCAGCAUUUAAAUGGACUAUUGUUGGUUUUGUACAAGGCUGUCUGUCACAGUGGUUUUUUGACAAUAUGGUAGUAUUUACAUUUGCUGAGUGUGUAUUUUUUUUUUCUUGUUUAUUUCUAGUGUUUGGACUGAAUGACUUCACCCAAAAUAUAAUUUUAUAAUGCUCAAAGUGGCUCCAUGGCCUCAUUAAACAUUGACCAAUCUAUCAGCAUAUUCCAUACUUCUGUAACUAAAAACUGAAAAUGUUUGAUUACCAGUGAUGCAUGUUUUGUAAAAAGGGUUUUUUGAAGUUUAAUUUUUUUGUGAUGCUGUCAUAGCACUCUACCACAUUAUGUUUCCACAUACAGUACUUGUUGAUGGCAAAGUCUUUCCACUAAAUCAGUAUGUCCUUGAAAAAUACUGCUACUGUGUUAGUCAAGCACCAUUUGCAAUGAAACCGGAAUCUGUAAUUAGGGCUAAUCUUAAUUAAAUGUAGUUUUAGUACUCAAUAGUUCUUGUACUUUCAGUUCACUUAAGGAUAGCUUUUUUGUCCUUCAAUAAAUAGUCUCUGAGAGUCUCAUUUACUUUAGUCUUAAAAUGCUGGAUCAGCCACUACACUGUCUUGGGUUAAUAACUCAAGAUUACAGGGAGGUAUUUGGAAUAUACAGUGUGAAAGAGAUGAAACCUAGUUUUCCUCUUUAUACUUGGAGUAACAUUAAAAGAAUGACUUGACCUGGCAAAGUUGCCUGAUUUAGGAAAAGUUCCGAUACACUUCGAACAGGACUACUUUUUCAUAAGUGGUAAGCCAACAGGCUAUCACAGAAGGUCAGUAGGUUUAGAAAAGUGUAGUGGUGUACUUCGAAUAGGUGAUUGUUUGCAGCGUUUCCAUCUCAACUGUUCUUAAAUUUGUAGCUGCUGCUUUUGGACACAACCUUUAAUUGUUGUCUGAAAAGCAUACAAAGUAAAAAUGUUCUUUCAUUAUGUUUUAACUUCAGGGUCUAGCUGUCUCGGGUCCUCACCAUCCUUUUCUAUUAGAAACUGCCUAUCAUCUUUGCAAAAUGACAUUAGCUAAUAGAGUGGGGUGUUAGUUACUGCUGGUAAAGACAAACACAACAUUAACAGGUGUUCUGCGAUGAGCUGGCAUCCUUGCUGGGGUGCCCCCUGCCACUUUGCGGAUGGUUCUGGAAGAGGCUCCAGCCCUUUGCAACCCUGACCUGGACAAGUGGUAAUGAAAACGGAUGGGUGGAGUAACAGAUGUUAAAGCAACUGAUUGCCAGUGGCUCCAUAACAAAGAAAAUGUUUAAUGGAUCAUUGUCAUGUGCCCUGCCAGCACAUAUAAAUUACCUUCCAUAUCCAGUAAACUACAUUGAAACCACUGCAACUAUGAGACCUGUGUGAAAUGCACUACUAUAUCAUGUUCAGUUUUGACAGAACAAUACUUGUAAUACAACACAACACGCAGCACUGGUCCAGACCAUACGCGCCAAAAGGUGAACAUCUGAAGCGUUGAGGUCUUAGUGAGGCCGGCCAGCUGUAUUCCAGCACACGAGUUGGUUGUGUGUGAACGCUAGAUGGUGACAAAGUCUUAUUUUUCAAAUUUGGACUUGACACGUCGAAAGCUUUUGUGCAGAGAUUGUUAAUUGGUCAUUUACGUCCAGAUGCCUCUAUAUUUGUGGCUGUGGCAUAAUUGACGUAACGGUGAGGUGGUUCUCAAGGGAGCAGAAGAGGUCUUAUUGUGUCAAAGUGGUGGGGGGCAGUAAAGGGAAUGACCGGUCUGCAGGGUUAAGGCUAAAGGUCAGCGUUCAGCUGCGCACAAGAACUGAAAGAUCUAAUAUGAAGUGUGAAAAUGUCUACAUAUGAGCUGGAGACUAAUUUGCAUUGUUCUCUUUAUGUACAGUGGAAAGCAGGCAGAAGUAUUGCACCACUAGGAAUCUGCUCAAGGUCAAGAGAUGAGGACUUGACAGUCACCCCAGUGCAGCUGUUUGCUUAGGCUGUUUUCACUGGUGCCCCAGACAUCCCCGACAACUGUGUCUCAGAGGCAGACAUCAGCUCAUUAGAACAUUGGGACACUUCUCUCCCUACUCAACAGUCAUACCCAUCACCAUUUAGCUGAUGUUGCACAGCCCUGCACAUGUCUCCUACAGCCAGAACAACUGAGAUGGGUUGGAGAGAUCAGCCCAACAAUUGCCCAGCUGUAGCGACUAAGGGUGUUUCCCAUCAAGAGACAGCUGCGAUUUGAGACAUUUCAGUUAUUACUUAAAACACACAAGUGAUGAGGAACCUGGAUAAACAUGCAGUUCCGAAGCAGUAAAUAAUAUUUCAUUAAAGCUUUUCAAAGUUUAUUGUCCUUCACACAUAGAACUUUUCUGUUACAGCCAGUCAUAUCAGAUUUUUUACAAUACAGCUGGAUCCCAACUUAACUGCUGAGUAAAAAAAAAAAAAGCAGUAAACUUUUUGCAGAUAAAACCUUUCUUGAGAAGUAUUUAGACUGGAGGAUGCGUUCAUGCCGUAUGCAAAAGCAUCGCCCUGUGUGCCAACAACAAUCAUGAAUAGUAGCUCUACCUUAAAUUUUCCAAAAGAGUGGAAAAGGUGUAAAAGAAGCAAACAAGAUGAACAAGCGGUGGAUGAUUCCGUUUUCUACAUCUACCAACUUUGAUACUUCUGACAUGGUGAGUGCACGAGGCAUCCUGGCUCACGAGAGGAAGGGGCUGUAUGACCUCUCACUUUCCACAAGAGAGCGAGAGAGAGAGAGAAAAUCUGUCAUUCUGUUUGUGUUUGAAAAACGCUGUUUCCUCAGACCUGCGAAGCUGUCCACGUUGUUGAAGUUCACAUUUAUUAAUGGUGGGUAUGUGCGUGAGUGAUCAGGAGAAACGUGUUUUGCUGAUGUAUGGAUGAGUGACACAGUGUAAGUAAUGUGUCUAGCAGC
Molecule: messenger RNA, 3512 nt
Organism: Scleropages formosus (Asian bonytongue)
Lineage: Eukaryota; Metazoa; Chordata; Actinopteri; Osteoglossiformes; Osteoglossidae
Gene: lamtor2
Product: late endosomal/lysosomal adaptor, MAPK and MTOR activator 2
Exons: 4
Coding region: 165-542 (125 amino acids)
Biological process (GO): positive regulation of TOR signaling
Molecular function (GO): guanyl-nucleotide exchange factor activity; molecular adaptor activity
Source: RefSeq, a predicted model, not a curated record